Molecule: messenger RNA, 2167 nt
Organism: Micropterus dolomieu (smallmouth bass)
Lineage: Eukaryota; Metazoa; Chordata; Actinopteri; Centrarchiformes; Centrarchidae
Product: programmed cell death 1 ligand 1
Exons: 8
Coding region: 47-913 (288 amino acids)
Biological process (GO): negative regulation of T cell proliferation; cell surface receptor signaling pathway; T cell costimulation
Cellular component (GO): external side of plasma membrane
Source: RefSeq, a predicted model, not a curated record
CACAGACUCGAACAGGGAAAGAGGCAGAGAAGGCGAGGCAGCACCAAUGGCAUCACGUUGCACCUCACAGUUUCUAAACCCACUAACCCUGCUGAUUCUGGUUUUGACUAUGAUGUGGACCUUUUCUGUCACAGAAAGUGCUGAUUCGAUUCAGCUCAGAGGGGAGGUUGGUGGAAAGGUGACCUUUCGCUGCCCCUUUGACCAGCAAAAGACAAUUCAAAUGUUCUACCUUCAGAAGGGCAUUAUCUUUGUGAAUGGCUAUUAUGAUUUAAAAAAUAUUACAGAGAAAUGGGAGAACACCAAAUUGGAUCGCCAAAGCACAACUGUGGAAAUGGACAGUUUGAAUGUCUCCCAUAUUGGUGACUAUCAGUGUCAUAUCAUGUACGCUGGCGGUGACAUGAAGACAUAUGAAACUACUAUUCACCUCAGUGUCACAGCCAGCUAUAGUAAACCUGAAGCCACAGUGUCCUGUAGAGAUGGAUUUGGUUGUCAGGUAAUGUGUGCCUCACAUGGCGGGUACCCAAGGGCCAGAAUGAUGUGGAACGUAACUGGGAAUCAGACAUGGAACAUUGUUGACAGCAAUGAAACGAGUGAUCCAACCACCAAGAUAUUCAACAUCUCCAGCACUGCAUAUUUCAACUGCUCCAAUGGAGAGCGGAAGUUCAGCUGCUCUGUGGACAACGUCAUCUCGAACGUGUACCCAGUCUGUACGCCUGACAACAACAUUAACAACAAUGCUUAUUUGAUAGUAGCAGCCAUCGUGGUGGUUUUAUGUAUUGUUAUGGUGGUGGUGGUGGUGGUGUUGACGAAAUGCAAGAAAGGACAGAAAGGGGAAGAAUCAACAAAUGUGAGGCAACAGGGUGGAGAAAAUGGAUGUAAGGAGGUUAUAUCCCUCAUGGAAAAAGGAGGGUAAGAGACAUCCUAUGUGUUGAAUUGGUGAAGAAGAUCAUCCGACUUCUGCUCGGGCCAAACAUCUUACGUGUUCUAGAAUCUAGAAUGAAAACUGUCACUAAAGUGUAUGUUACAUUUGGGACUGACUGGCUACAUACACGCCAAGAAUGGCCAGUAACCACAGUGACUGACUAUGGACUGAAUGCUGUCAACGUUUCACUGACACUUGUGACUUGUGGAGUGUUUUGAGGAAGUAUUCAUUAUCAGUAUCCUUUUACUGGUAAAGUAGGCCUACAGUGCGUCAUUCGUCUGACAGCAGCUCACUUCUCAAAAAGAAGGACUUUUCCAUUGGUUUGUGGUGAGAUUAUUGUCACAUACUGGGAAAACAGUCUCGGAAGGAAACACUUCCCAGCAGGACGAGUAGUGAAAUGAAAAGACUGUAUUUAAAGCUUGAUGAAAUAUAUAUUGUCUUGUUACACUGACCUCUAUAGGGAGAAGUGAGAUAUGUUUGUACAAGUGUCACUUUUGUAAUGUGUUUAAUCAUUUCUAAAUAUAAUAUAUUGUUGUAUUGCACUUUAAAAUAGCCCUUUGUGUGCCCAUUUAUUUAAGACACAUAGUAGAAUAGUCAAUGUCAGUUUGAAAGUGAUCAAAAGGCACUGUAAUUCCCUAAUUUGUGUCCAGGGUUUUAACUCUUUAUUUAGUUUUGUCAGAAAUGAUCAGUAACAGAGGCCGUGAAAAAUAUGGAUGUCAGUAUAAUGUUUGCAAAUGAAUUUGUUCUAAGAAUUUUGCUGUUUCAGCAAAGUUCUCUGCAAUAAAUCCCAGUAUUCCCCCUGUAAAGUGCAAUAUUGAAUACAAAGCUGUUUUUAAAUGAAUUGCCGUUACCCUCACAAUUAAUAUUUUGGUCCUCUUCACAACUGACAUUUUGUCUCAGGUGACUGUUCUCAUGUGAAACAACCCUUUUGUAUGCUGUUUUUCCACAUAUUUAUUUUAUUUUGUUUUUCUUUCUCAGUAUCAAACUUUAUGUGGUUUACCCUGUUUACAGUAUUUUGAGUAAGGAGACCUCACUUAUUCCUCCUUCCUCAGAAUUACCGAACAAUCUCAAAGGGCUGCUUUCAGUUCCUAAAUCUGUGCAAAAAACCUUCACUGUUUUAGGCAGAAGGAUGUCCAAUUUUGUAACUUGUCUUGUUCAUUUGUCAUCACAACCCUGUCUGUAUCUCAUUUUACUUAGCUACUGAAAUGUACCAUAAAUUAAAAAUUGUGUUGUGGGAAGAAUUAC